Molecule: messenger RNA, 621 nt
Organism: Colletotrichum fioriniae
Lineage: Eukaryota; Fungi; Ascomycota; Sordariomycetes; Glomerellales; Glomerellaceae
Gene: ARF6
Product: ADP-ribosylation factor, Arf Arf6
Biological process (GO): intracellular protein transport; vesicle-mediated transport
Cellular component (GO): cytoplasm
Molecular function (GO): GTPase activity; GTP binding
Source: RefSeq, a predicted model, not a curated record
AUGGGUGGUCAACUCUCAAAGAUGAUGGGCAAGAUCUUCGGAUCAAAGGAGAUGCGCCUGCUGAUGCUGGGUCUCGACGCUGCCGGCAAGACCACCAUCCUCUACAAACUCAAGCUCGGCCAGGACGUCACCACCAUUCCCACCGUCGGCUUCAACGUCGAGACCGUUACCUACAAGAACGUCAAGUUCAACGUCUGGGACGUCGGUGGUCAGGACAAGAUCCGUCCCCUCUGGAGACAUUACUUUAGCGGUCAGUUCUUGCCUGUCCUGUGCUCUCCUCCUCCAUCAUGCCCCCCACCCUCCAAGGGCAGAACACAGGGUCUUAUUUUCGUCAUUGACUCGUCGGAUCGCGCGAGAAUCGAGGAGGCCAAGUCGGAAUUGCACAGGAUCAUCAACGAUCGCGAAAUGAAGGACAGCUUGCUGCUGGUCUUUGCCAACAAGCAGGACGUCAACGGAGCCAUGAAGCCGCAAGAAGUCACCGAGGCCCUGAACCUCUCAAAAUUGAAAGACAAGGUCUGGUACGUUGUGCCCAGUUGCGCGACGACGGGCGAGGGCUUGCUCGAGGGCCUGGCCUGGCUGUCCAACAACGUCAAGGCACCGCCUGCCCCGGCCAAGAAGUAG